CUCGCGCUNNCCUGCGGCGGCCGGCGGCGCCGGGGGAGCGCGGCGGGGAUGGGGCGUCGAGCCGGGCGGGGGCCGCGGCCUCGGCCAUGUUCGCGGGGCUGCAGGACCUGGGCGUGGCCAACGGCGAGGACCUGAAGGAGACGCUGACCAACUGCACGGAGCCGCUCAAGGCCAUCGAGCAGUUCCAGACAGAGAAUGGCGUGCUGCUGCCCUCCCUGCAGUCCGCCUUGCCCUUCUUGGACCUGCACGGGACGCCGCGGCUGGAGUUCCACCAGUCGGUGUUCGACGAGCUCCGGGACAAGCUGCUGGAGCGCGUGUCGGCCAUCGCCUCAGAGGGGAAGGCCGAGGAGAGGUACAAGAAACUGGAAGACCUCCUGGAAAAGAGCUUUUCUCUGGUGAAGAUGCCGUCCCUGCAGCCCGUGGUGAUGUGCGUCAUGAAACAUUUGCCCAAGGUUCCAGAGAAGAAGCUGAAGCUGGUGAUGGCAGACAAGGAGCUGUACCGGGCCUGCGCCGUAGAGGUGAAGCGGCAGAUCUGGCAGGACAACCAGGCCCUGUUCGGGGACGAAGUUUCCCCGCUGCUGAAGCAAUACAUCCUGGAGAAGGAGAGCGCGCUUUUCAGCACAGAGCUGUCCGUCCUGCACAACUUCUUCAGUCCUUCCCCGAAGACGAGGCGCCAGGGCGAGGUGGUGCAGAAGCUGACACAGAUGGUGGGCAAGAACGUGAAGCUCUACGACAUGGUGCUGCAGUUCCUGCGGACCCUCUUCCUGCGGACCCGCAACGUGCACUACUGUACCCUGCGGGCCGAGCUGCUCAUGUCCCUGCACGACCUGGACGUCGGGGACAUCUGCUCUGUGGACCCCUGCCACAAGUUUACCUGGUGCCUGGACGCCUGCAUUCGAGAGCGGUUUGUGGACAGCAAGAGGGCCCGGGAGCUGCAGGGGUUUCUGGACGGAGUGAAGAAGGGGCAGGAGCAAGUCCUGGGGGAUCUGUCCAUGAUCCUGUGUGACCCCUUUGCCAUCAACACGCUGUCACUGAGCACCGUCAGGCACCUGCAGGAGCUGGUCGGCCAGGAGACGCUGCCCAGGGACAGCCCUGAUCUCCUGCUGCUGCUCAGGCUGCUGGCCUUGGGCCAGGGGGCGUGGGACAUGAUUGACAGCCAGGUCUUCAAGGAGCCCAAGAUGGAGGUGGAGCUCAUCACCAGGUUCCUGCCCACGCUCAUGUCCUUCGUGGUGGACGACCAUACCUUCAACGUGGAUCAGAAGCUCCCAGCCGAGGAGAAAGCCCCAGUCACGUACCCAAACACGCUUCCAGAGAGUUUCACCAAGUUCCUGCAGGAGCAGCGCAUGGCCUGUGAGGUGGGGCUAUACUACGUACUGCACAUCACCAAGCAGAGGAACACGAAAGCGCUCCUGCGCCUGCUGCCGGGGCUCGUGGAGACCUUUGGCGACCUGGCGUUUGGUGACAUCUUCCUGCACCUGCUCAUGGGGAACCUGGCGUUGCUGGCCGACGAGUUCGCCCUGGAGGACUUCUGCAGGAGCCUCUUUGACGGCUUCCUCCUCACAGCCUCGCCCAGGAAGGAGAGCGUGCAGCGACACGCGCUGCGGCUCCUCGUCCACCUGCACCACCGGGUGGCGCCGUCCCAGCUGGAGGCCCUGCGCAAGGCCCUGGAGCCCACGGGCCAGAGUGGAGAAGCCGUGAAGGAGCUUUACUCUCAGCUCGGGGAGAAACUGGAGCAGCUGGAACACCGAAAGCCCAGCCCGGCCCGGGCCGCAGAGACUCCGGCCCUGGAGCUGCCCCUCCCCGCUGUGUCCGCUCCGGCUGGGCUCUGAGGCUUCACUGGAGGCCUCUCGGGACCGGGCGGGGUCCCUGGUGGGUCUGUGGCCUUGGCUGGCCAGAAGGAGCUCCCUGGACUUGGGAGUGCCAGGGUCCCCGUCUCUCCUGAAGGCAGAUUGGCUGCUCGUGAGGCUGGGCUGGGUGGCGCUGAGCACCCCCCACCCUCAGAUGUCCUACACGUGAGGCACCCUUUUGCUGUGCCUCAGCCCCACCCUGGCCUGGAUCCUGGGACCUGGGUUCUUGCUCCUCGUAGGCCCCUGUCUGUUUCUUUGGAGGACAGCUCUGGGUCUAUUGUGCCCAACUGGCCUCUUGAACUCACUCCCAGGCUGUGGAAAGCUUCCGGCUCAUUCCUGCCUUGUGUUGUGGGUUUCCACUUCUGUAGGGGACACAAAUUGGCGGUAGUUGGGAUUAGGAAAAAGCUACCUUCUUUCCAUGGGGAGAAAGCAGGGGGACUCAGGCCUGAGGGGAAAGGGUGGGCCCAGCCCUGUUGGCCCAGAUUGGCAAAAUCAUGUGGUUCGUUGGGUCUGAUCACCUGCAGACCGAACCUGGCUGCUUCUGAGCAGCUCCUGAGUGUCUCACAGUGGACGGUUUGGCUGACCCGUGGCCCGACAGGCAAGGAAUUGUUUCCCCCUGGCCAGCAGCAGCCAGUGUAGCAAACAUGGGUGAGGAAUGGCUGCCUCAGUUUACCCUUGGAGUGGUGCGCUCCUUGCUCAGGUGCACCGUCUUGGUCAAGUGAGAGCUGUUGCACACAGUGAGACUUUCACUUUUGUAAAUAAAAGGUGUUUGGGUAAAUCCA
Molecule: messenger RNA, 2629 nt
Organism: Ailuropoda melanoleuca (giant panda)
Lineage: Eukaryota; Metazoa; Chordata; Mammalia; Carnivora; Ursidae
Gene: NELFB
Product: negative elongation factor complex member B
Biological process (GO): negative regulation of transcription elongation by RNA polymerase II
Cellular component (GO): nucleus; NELF complex
Source: RefSeq, a predicted model, not a curated record